Molecule: messenger RNA, 612 nt
Organism: Insectozyma verbasci
Lineage: Eukaryota; Fungi; Ascomycota; Pichiomycetes; Serinales; Debaryomycetaceae
Source: the annotation of a GenBank genome assembly
AUGGAAGUUGUUUUGAAAUACAACAAAGAGAAAUAUAAUAAUAAGAAAAGAAGUAAGAUAGUGAAGUUGAAUUAUUCACCAAAAAAGAAAAGGAGAAAUAGUGGUAAUACAGAUAAAGGAGAUAUAAAUGAAAUACUAGCUAAUUUGACUACCUAUAAUGAUGAAAAUAGUUUUGAAGAAGUUGAAACAGAAUGGUUUAAGAGUUAUUUACUCGUGAAUGAUAGAUUACAUUUUCUUAAGGAAUUAUAUAAAUCAAUUGAAUUAAUAAAGAAAAGAAAAUUGAGUGGUGAUUUAAAUAUUAAACGGAAUCCAAGUUUGUUGCUUGAAGAUAGUGAAAAUGAGGAAACCAAUGAUGAACAAGAAGAUGAGGAUACUAAUGACAUACAAAAGAUUUCGAUAAAACCAAAUGCGAAAAAGAAUAAGCUGAAAAUGAAGAUAAAGAAACCAGCUAAGAGAGAGAAGGAGAAAGUAGAACAACUCCUGACCGAUGUAAAUGAAAAUAGUGGUGUCAAUACAGAAGUUAAAAGUGAUACCAACGAACCACAACUGACACCAGUGCCCAAUGGCAUUACAAGAAGACAAAGACAACGAAGAGUACAAUUCAAUGUAUGA